Molecule: messenger RNA, 3888 nt
Organism: Musca vetustissima
Lineage: Eukaryota; Metazoa; Arthropoda; Insecta; Diptera; Muscidae
Product: restin homolog
Exons: 3
Coding region: 1-3888 (1295 amino acids)
Source: RefSeq, a predicted model, not a curated record
AUGUUUUACGAGGCACAAACACAAGUUUACAAGGAAAAAAUACAUGAACUGGAAAGCAAAAUAAAGGACCUUACCUCGGGAAAACAUGUCGCUGAUGAAAGUAACGAACAGCUAAAUGAGAAACUAACGGAACAAUCCAAGGUGUUCGAGACUCAAAUAUCGGAGACACAAGAUGAAAUACAACGGCUACAGGAAAAUAUCCAAUACCUCAAAAAACAAAAUGAAACACUGCAAGCGGAACUUGUGGAGAAGGACCAAUCCUUGGAGAAAUUCUCCCUCUCCGAAUGUGGUAUUGAAAACUUGCGCAAGGAGUUGGCCAUGGUCAAAGAGGAGUCGGAGAAGGAACGCGUGCAACUUCAGGCGGACUUUGCAUUGAAACUUGAGGAGAAAUCUCAUGAGAUUAAAAAUUUGCAGGAACAAAUGGCGAAUCUCAAGUCAUCAGUGGACAGUGUGGAGAGUGAACGCGCCAACCUCGACGAUGAAUGUCGGAUAUUACGUGAAGAGUGCAAGGCGAGAGAUACACAGGUGGCAGAUGUCACAGCUCAGUUAGCAAAAUUGAGUGCGGAAUUGUCGAUAAAGACAGCCGAGUGUGCAACACUUGAUGAACUCGUCAAGACCCAGCAAAUGGGUAGCAGUGAAGAAAAGAAUAAGCUGGAGGAAAAAACAUUGGAAGUGGCCAAACUAAAGCAAGAAGUUGCCACUUUGCAAGAAGUGAAAGCAACGCUGGAGUCAAAUUUGGACAAGGCUACUAAUGAACUGAAGAAACUGGCAGAAUUACAAAGAAGUAUUGAGAGCAAGCUACAGGAAGCUCUUGCAGAGGAUGAGUCAAAGAAAACGGCUAUGGACGCUUUAGAGAACAGCAUGAAAGAUUUGCGUCAGGAAUGCGUGAAAUUGGUAGAAGAAAAUCAACAACUACAAACUCAGGUAAAAGCGCUUUCAUCCGAUUUGGAUAAGGAAAAGUCAACAGUUGAGUCAUACGCUGGCAAAUUAUCUGAAAAGGAAACACUGUUAAAUACUGCGAACAACAAUCUAGAAUCCGCCCAAGAAACAAUUAUGAAAUUACAACAUGAUCUGGAUCAGACUCAAAAAUCCCAUGAAAUGGUGGUGGCAGCCAAAACGCAAGAAAUUACAGAUCUGAAAGGAGAAAUAGAAAAACUAGAAAAUAAAGUCACCUCGUUGGCUGGUGAAUCGUCGGUGGUGGUUCAGCAGCUGAGUGCCAAAAUUACAAAUAUUGAAAGCCAAAAUAGAAGACUGGAAGAAGAUUUAAAGAACUCCAGCAUUACAAUCGAAGAUCAACGCCAGAAAUCCAUCCAAAAGGAUGAAAUUAUUGCUUCCAAAUUAUCUGAACUGAAAUCCACAACAACUGCCUUGGAAAGUUCCACACAGCUAUUGGAUAAACUCAGGAGCGAACACGAAGCCCUCCUCAAUCACAAACAGGAGUUGGAGGACGAGCUGAAAAAGAGCGAAGAACGCUAUGCUCAACAACAACUGGAUUUGGGUGAUCUCAAACGAAAAUUGGACAGUACGAACAGUAAAUGCGAAGUUCUCGCCCAACAAAAUGAGGCACUACAACAGGAAAUAAUUGGCGUGCGAACUUCGAACACCUCGAUUCACGACGAAGUUAAGAAAUUGAACGAUGAAAUUCAACAGAAGCAAAACGAAAUUGCCGCAUUGACUAGUGCGACUAACGAGGAGCGCAUUCGACUGACGGGCCAAAUUGAAGAAUUACAACAGAAGCUAGCCAAUACCAUUAAAGAUUAUAACGAUCUGAAGGAGACUCUGAUCAAGUCCAAAGAAGAAGUCAGCAAAAAAUCCCAACAUAUUACCGAACUCGAGGAGAAGAACAUCAAACAAGAACUACAGCUAAGUGACCAACAACGCCAACAAGAGAAUCUGCAGAGUAAAUACGAUUCGCUACUCAAGCAAAAUGAAUCGAUUCAAGCUGAUCUGAUUGCCCUCAGAAGAUCGACUACCGACUCGAAUACAGAGCUUAUGAAGCUAUCCCAGGAUCUAGCUACCAAACAAAAGGCCUUGGAUGAACUCGUGGACAAAUCAAGUACGGAACGUGCCGCUCUAGAAAGUCAACUGCAGGCCAGUCAACAGAGAAUCGACAGUAUGUGUAGUCAAGUGGAGACACUGACACAUGAACUCAAGAAUGUCACCGAAGAAAGCUUUAGUCGUUACGAACAACUGAAGCAAGCCGAAGAAAAAUGUGGAAAGCAGGAGUUGGAUAUGGCCGAUCUUCAACGAAAGCUCGACAGUUUUGUGACCAAAUGUGAAAGUCUGGAGGAACAGAACAAAAUGUUACAAAAUGAUUUGACCACUUUGCGGCAAGGUUCAGCUGGGUCGAAUGCGGAAAUUGUUCGGCUUACUGAAGAGUUGUCACAGCGCCAGAAACAACUUCAGGAACUUACCGACAAGGCAAACAAUGAGCGAAUGUCCAUCGAAUCCCAACUGCAAGAGGCUAAGCAAAGUAUCGAAAGUCACCAACAUGAAAUAGAAACUCUCCAAAGCCAGCUGAAAUCAUUAGAAGCAGCUAAAUCCGAACAAGCUGAAGCAUUUGAAAACGCUAAGAAGGAAAUUGAGUCGAAAUCUCGCAGCGAAAUUGAGGAACUUAAAGAAGCUGAGGUAGCCAAACAGAAAUCGAUCAUAGAAAGCUUUGAAGCCCAACUGAGAAACUCCGAGCAAUCAAAGUCAUCGUUGGACGAAGCAAUUUCCAGUCUUCAGAAGCAAAUACAAUUAUUACAGGAUGAAUUGCUGAAAUCACAGUUAGACUUCAAGGCCAAAGAAGGCGAUAUGCAGAAGCAAAUAGCAGCUCUUAAGAUCGAAAAGGACCAGCUGUAUUCCAACCUACAGAAGACACAAAAUGAUGGUUCAUCAGCCGUUAGUGAUUUGCAGCAGGAGAAUGCCAGACUUUUGCAGAGCAUUGAGAAGCUUACACAAGAUCUAAAAGAACAGGAAUCGCUAGUAAUCCAAGCCAACAGCGAGGCAGAACAGUUGCGCAUUCUGCAAUCGAAUACAAAGUCCGAACUUGACUUGGAACUGCAAAAACUUCGCAAUGCCUUGGAGCUCUCGUCAGCCGCCUCUGAACACAACGCAAAACUGGUGGAAGAAGACAAGAGAAAGAUCGAAGAACUUAAGGCCAUGAUUGCAUCCCUGAAGACAUCCAAUGAAAAUAUUUCUGCCACAAAUGCCCAAUUGGCCGAAGCAUUGGAAAUUCUCGAACAAGAGAAAUGUGAAACCGCCCACAUAUUUGAAAUAUUCGAAAUGGAAAGUGAUCAAAAUGUGGAAAAACUCAUCGAAAAGUUAUCACACAUAAAGGAAGAACUUGCCGCCACACAACAACAAUUACGCACAAAAGAAACCGAACUGAAGGAAAAGGAAGAUCGUCUAACUGCAACCGAUCAAAGUCUGCAACAAACACAAACAUCACUCGAUGAGGCACAAUCAAAUGUACUGCACACAUCAGCUCAACUUAAGGAACUGCAGCAGGCCAACGAAGAGCUGCAGAAACUCCAUCUGGAAAUGGUGGAGAAGUUAAAACAACAAAAAGAUUUUGAGCAGCAGCUGGAAGAGUACAAGAAGAUAAUCGAUGAAAUGGACGACACGUCGACUGAGAAAAACGAACAGCUACAACAACUGCAAUCACAAAUUGUCCAACUGCGACAGGAACAAACGAAGGCAAUGGAGAGAGAACAACUUCUCAACACCGAAUGUGCCGCAUUGCAGCGAAAAUUAGAGCUAAUCGAAAUGGACAAGACGAAGGAAAUAGUGGCUUUGAAGCAACGCAUCAGCGAUCUGCAGUCAAUAGGCAGUUUGAAACAAAAUGGCACUGGUGAAAGUGCGGUGAAAGGUGUAAGUUCACAUCGUAUAAGUAAAUCAAUAUAA